Betta splendens (Siamese fighting fish) is the source of this 3296-nucleotide messenger RNA. RefSeq names its product MAP7 domain-containing protein 1-like. The coding region runs from base 351 to 1376 and encodes 341 amino acids. The transcript has 3 exons. The record is from RefSeq and is a predicted model, not a curated record. Lineage: Eukaryota; Metazoa; Chordata; Actinopteri; Anabantiformes; Osphronemidae.
UAAUUUACACCUAUUGGAUUUAUAAAAAGCUCAGUCAGAUUGGAAUACAAAAUUUAAAGGCUUUAGUGUCGGACACGACAUUUUGGCGAGCCAGCCAGGAGGAUCGGCCCGUGUCUGAGGCGGCGGACUGGGGGAGAGACGGCGAAGCUCAGGGGCCCCAAUCCACCAUUAAGGUGAAAGAGGCCAACGGUACAGGGGAGAACAGAAUACCACUGGAUGUGAGAAACAUCCAAGUAGGAGACCAGGUGUUCAUACACGUGUUCAAAAGGCAGUGGAAUCAGCCUCGCAGAGAGGGGCCGUUCAAGGUUGUGUUAACCACACCCACUGCUUUAAAAGUAGAAGACUAUACAAUGGCUGAGGCUUUCUGGACCUGGCAGGCAGCCAUGGCGUCUGGCAGUCAGGACGAUGGGACCGACAGACCAGGCCCAUCACACAUGUUAGCAGCACCUUAUCACAUAGCCACAUCAUCCAGGGAAACACCUAUUCUGACCACCAUGAUACAGGCAGGAUCUAACGGUGAAGGAGGGAGGCAGCAAUCCUUUUACCAGCAUCGACUUCCACCUUUGAUGCCAACACCAUUCGGAGCGGCCAUUGCCCAGGUUCGACCACACCGCAGGACCAUACCUCCACCACCCCCAGCACUGACUCCACCAUCACCACUGCCACCAGUACUGACACCACCACCACCACCACCACCUACACCGGCGACAUCAACAUUAGAGGAACCCCAGCAUCCAGAGGAGAACAACGACCCAUGGCAGCAGAUCAACUUGCCUCCAGACCCAGCAGUGAAUCAUCCAGAGAAUGAUGAUGAGGAGGAGCCAUCAUCCAAUCCAACAUCUCCAGCAGAAUCUUCUGAGCUGGCCAACCAGGACCUCAACAGACGACUGUUUCCCUCACGACGUCAUCACAUUUCUGAGGGAGAUGGUAACCUAAUGGGCAGAUACCUGUCGCGCCCAUGGAAUACCUAUACCACGGCACGUGACUUUGAGGAGGAGAUUGCCUCAAUGUCACGCCACACCUUUUUUCUUACUACUCGGAACCUAUCACAGGAGGGAAGAAGGGCUCUUAAGGCAAUACGGAGCAGAGCGCGACAGCGGAAUAAGAACAUGGAGCUUAGAGCGCGGGCUCAACGUGCCGAAAGAUCACUGGCCACUAUGAAGAACGAAAGGAACCGGGCCAGGAUGGAUGCGGAACGAUACAGGCAAGCUAUUAACUGUAUAUACAACCACUGCUGCAAUUACACAAUCGUGCUCCUUUCUGGAAUAAGUGACAUGCAAGAGGGAAACUUCCAUGGGCCCAACAUACUUCGUGAUGAACAUGUGGAAAUGGAGAGGGCACGAUUGCUCCCAAGGUUAUCAGAACCUUAUCCAUGAAAACUGACACUACCAUCAGUGUUUGCUUCAUAUAUGAACAUAUGUAACCACUUAGUAUCGACAUCAUAUUGGAACUUGUAUAACCACAUAAUCAUGUGUAUUAUUAGUGUGACAGAGACCCCAGAAGAUAACUGGAUGCUACAAGGAGGAGAAAACACCUGUAUAAUGGACUUCCGGGGGACUAUGGACACAGUAACUCCAUAACCUGCAUAUUAAGAAGGACUGCUAUUGAUGGACACAAAUCUAUGUGUGAUGUAUUAUAAAUAAACUCUGUUUGAUAAGGCUGUGCAGAAGGAAGGUACAAAUGGUUAACAGUAGAGCUUGAGAGAUCGUAUAAAAAUAAUUCUGAAAUAAGUAAUUGGACAAAUCCAAAAGGUGCAAAUUAAAAUUAUUCAAAUAUUAUUCAAUUAUGCUGAAUAACAUAUAUAAACAUAAACAAACAUAAUAAACAUACUAUUAUAAAUUAACACAACUAGUAGAGACAGGAAGUUUACACUACCUGUGUGAUGUUGUCAAAAUGUAGUAGCAUUCUGACCAGAACGAUUAGGAGAAAGGACUAAGUAGGUCUGUAAAGACUGAAAAGUCAGGAAGGUUUCUUUGAUUAUUUUAAAAGUACUGGGCAUUUAGAACCCAGUACUACACCUAAAGUGUUGAGCAUGUAGGCUUGAGGCAUAAGGUGUAAAGCUGCUCUGAGAGAGAACAAUGUCGGAAACUUCUCUAUAAAAAAAAUAAGGUAACUGGUACUUAAGGAAAACUCCUUAGAAAGUUAAACCUAAAGUUCUGUGUAGCUUUAUGAGCCAAAGAUGAGUAUUCUUGUUUUUGUUUUUUUUUCACUUAUAUUAAAUAGCAUAUUUGAAGACUAGAUGGUAGUAACCUGAGCACAUACACAUAUUAUGCAUGUUUACUUAUAAUCUGUGCUCAUAGAUACACUUCUCCACACAAAUAUAUAUAUUAUGCAUGCUUAUUUCAUUUUCAUUGAACAUGUGUGUGAGACAUUUAUUCACUAGAUUAGAUUAAAAUGUGUUUAGGGAUCCGGACCACAUGACGUGGCAAUUUACCUCUCAUGAGUGACAUUGAAAGUGAGGGGACGUUUCCCGAGUCAUGUUGUCCUGUCCAUAGGUGUUCUGUCAGUGACGGCACCUGGGUGAUCCAUUUUGUACAGGUAAGUGCCUGGGAUCACUUUUAGAAGUGCCUCAUAACUGUUUUACUGAUAGUUGUGACACAUUCUUUAGGGAGGCCCUCACUGUAGAACUCACAUAUCAACAUACCGACAUAUAAUCCUAUGUUUUGUUGUUGAAUUGCAUGUAUGUUACUGAUGGAUGGUCCUUUUAGGACCAAAGGGGGGAAAUGUUGUGUAAAAAUUCAUAAAGUUUAUAAAGUAAUUACUGUUGAGAUUCCAGGAGACAAUGUUACAAAAUAAUAUGGCACCUGCUGUACUACAACAGCACCCAACAGCACCCACUGUGGCAGGUGUGGAUAAUAGCACUCACGGGGUCAUGUGUGUAAGGAGGAGACCCUGUUAUGCAACAGAAGUGUAGUAGCACCAAGACCAUUAAAACUACAGUGUGUUUUACUGACCUAGAUAAGGCAGGUGGGAGGAGUGCAGCUUCUGCUGCAAGCUCCUGACCUACAGUAACCUGACCUUGGGAAAGUGAAGGUUUGGAGGGGAGCUGCCCCGCCCGGGGAGAAAAGGGCAGAGCAACAAGUGUCUUCACUUGGUUUGGGAUUAUGAUUGGGUAAAAAUAUAAUAAAAUAAUGGUCAAAAACACCCUAAAAGGUCAAGAUGAUGAUCUAACGUCCGGGGAGCUGAAUCCCACCCCGUGAGCAACAGGUAUAUAAGGUGAUGUUGUGACCGAAAAUCCUCAGUCUGUCUUGUCUUCUGUCACUUUUCUGUGGAAUAAACGCUUUGUCGACCCUGGA